This is a messenger RNA of Volvox carteri f. nagariensis, 1352 nucleotides long. RefSeq lists its product as uncharacterized. Gene Ontology annotation, cellular component: U2-type prespliceosome; commitment complex; nuclear speck. The transcript is spliced from 5 exons. The coding region runs from base 44 to 928 and encodes 294 amino acids. The record is from RefSeq and is a predicted model, not a curated record. NCBI's taxonomy places the organism in Eukaryota, Viridiplantae, Chlorophyta, Chlorophyceae, Chlamydomonadales, Volvocaceae. Gene Ontology annotation, molecular function: poly-pyrimidine tract binding; pre-mRNA 3'-splice site binding.
CCGUCACGCGCGGCGCGUGUACGUGGGCGGCCUGCCGGCGGGCAUGUCGGAGGUAUCGCUGACGCAGCUGUUCAACAACGUCAUGAUGGCGGCAGGCGCCACGACGCAGCCAGGCGGGCCGGUGAUAUCGUGCUACAUGAAUAACGAGAAGCGCUUUGCAUUCCUAGAGUUUAGGUCUGUGGAAGAGACAUCUAACGCCAUGGCUUUUGACGGGUUGCAGUGCCAGGGUGAGACGCUCAAGGUGCGGCGGCCACAUGAUUACAAUCCCGCUGCCGCCAAGCUGCUAGGUCCAACGGAGCCCUCCGCAAAGAUUAACCUGGCAUUGCUGGGUGUGGUCAACACGCUGGUGGAGGACGGACCCAACAAGGUGUUCGUGGGAGGCCUGCCGGGCUACCUGUCAGAGGAACAGGUGCGUCAGAUCCUACAGGCGUUUGGGCCCCUGCGUGCCUUUAACUUGGUGACCGACCGGGACACGGGUGCCUCCAAGGGCUACGGCUUCUGCGAGUACGCCGACCCCAAUAUCACAGAUGUGGCCAUCCAGGGGUUGUCAGCGCUCAUCGUGGGCGGCAAGCCGCUUACUGUACGGCGCGCCAACACCGCCGGUGAAGCGUCCGCGACGUUACAGACUCUCAUUCAACAGCAACAGGCAGCUCUGGAUCUGGUGGAUGACGGCGAGUACAUGGACCUGAUGGAGGACGUGACACAGGAGGUCGGCAAGUACGGCAAGCUGGUGGGGGUGGAAAUACCGCGGCCACCCCCUGACGGUGGCCCCGACCCGCCUGGCGUGGGCUUUGUGUACCUGUGCUACGAGGACCCCCGCGGCGCUGAACGCGCGCAGGUGGCGCUGAAUGGCCGGAAGUUUGGUGACAACCUGGCUGAGGCCACGUUUUAUGACCGCUCGCGUUUCGACGCGAAGGACCUGUCUUGAAGGGCUUUCUGCCGGGCGGCCUCGGAGUGUGUGGGUCUUGGGUUAGGAUAUCUGGUGUAUUGGGCCUCGUAGGUAAGGUGGCGGGCCUGAGAAUGGCUCAGGGCAGGACGAUUAGGUGAUUGAUAGGAGGGUCUAUGCUCCUCCCCUCCUUUCACUCAUGGGUGCAACUCGCACGGGCGGAAUUCGCCGAUGCAGAUGAGGUCAUGAUUUACGGCGCUGCUUUGCUGGUGAUUGCACGGGGCGCUAGGGAUUGCGUCUAGGGAUGAGCGCGUAUCUUUGCCUAGGCAGGCGGGCAGCGGCGGGGAUCAUGGUGCUCUAUGGCACAGAACUCAAUUGCACAGAAAGGCGGUUGAAAAAAGGACGGUUGGGUACGACUACAUACUUUGCUGUAUCUACUUUUCGCUGUUUCAUAUGUAAACAUCAU